This is a messenger RNA of Daucus carota subsp. sativus, 1133 nucleotides long. RefSeq lists its product as uncharacterized. NCBI's taxonomy places the organism in Eukaryota, Viridiplantae, Streptophyta, Magnoliopsida, Apiales, Apiaceae. Gene Ontology annotation, molecular function: RNA binding; ribonuclease T2 activity. Bases 219 to 995 code for a protein of 258 amino acids. The transcript is spliced from 5 exons. The record is from RefSeq and is a predicted model, not a curated record.
CCCCAAUCAACCAAAUAAAAUCAAAAUCAAACGAUUACUACAAUAACGAGGAGAAGAGAAAGAAGAGGAGGAGAGAGAAGACUAAGGGAGAGAAUCGGCGGAGCUGUAGAUCGGGUCGGAGUCGCGGCGGCCUCUUAAUUAGAAGCCUUGGUCUGGAAGCCCUGGCUAUACACUAUACAGACAUACACAGUCAGGGUGUUUGAACAAGUGUACGAGUUAUGUCAACAUCAUCAUCAGAUACCGAAUUCGGAAAAUUGACUGCUGUCCAGAAAUCAAACAGGGACCACAUGUUGAAAAUAUUCAACAAUCUUGACAGCAACAAUCUUGUGGUGACAUACAUGCCAUCUCAUCGACCAAAAUCUGGUCGUGGUCUCACCCUUGAUUUGGUGUAUGCAGAAGAUGGUUUCAAUAUCCAUACAUUGACGCCCUCUGCACAUAACCAAACUCCUGACGAGAUUACUGUUCAAGGGAUUCGAACCACAAACGAAUUCAAUAUGAAACACCUCGAGCCUCCCAAGGUCAAUCCUGAACUCGAAGAAGAAUUGAAGAAAUAUUGGCGCUCUUUGCGGAAAGGAUGGUCAUAUAAGAGACAUCUAAAGUAUCAGGCCGAUAAGCAUCUCAAGUAUAAUCAGUUGCAAGACGAGGAUGUUUUUGAAGUUGGGCUGAUUCUUGGCAAGGAAUUGGUAUCUGAAGAGGGUAAAAAUUUUCUGAUGAGAAUUUUAGAAAAAUAUGAAUAUUAUGCUGGGCAGAUUUAUUCUUGCAGGAAAUUUAGUGAUGACCUUGAAAAAGAAAUUGGUGGAGUUAAGGUGACAUUUCGCCCUCAUCCUGAUGGACUUGCUUUGAGGAUAAAGUACCUCCACGAGAUACAUGUGUUGUACGAUAAAGAAGCAAAGCACAGAAUCUUAGGAAGCCGCCGACAGUCGUUUCAACAGAGUGAUGUUUUCUUGUUGGAAGAUCUCCGAGUGAGACGGAAGACUACUAUGUUUUCUUGUUAGUUUAUUAGUUUGUUAGUUCUUAUUUCAGACUUUCUGCCUAAAUCACUUUCAAGUGGUAUGUUGUUUAAGAGAACAUAAAAUUUGUUGGAUGUUAACUUGCUAUGUUUGGAUUUUUUUUCAAGAAAAUUACAAUUUCAA